Chlorocebus sabaeus (green monkey) is the source of this 4362-nucleotide messenger RNA. It is a transcript of the gene ZNF185, whose product is annotated as zinc finger protein 185 with LIM domain. The record is from RefSeq and is a predicted model, not a curated record. Lineage: Eukaryota; Metazoa; Chordata; Mammalia; Primates; Cercopithecidae.
CCCCGCUGCGCCCCGCGCCCCGCGUCCCGCGCCUGCCUCCCCGGCCCGGCCCGGCCGGGCGCUGUCCACCCGAGGGAGCCCGCGCCCCGCGACCGCCCGACCCUCCACCCGCCCACGAGCCGGGCACCUGUGCCAGAAGCCCUGCUGAAUCAACUGAGAAGAGACCUGCGGAGCAAUCACCAUGAGUAUCUCAGCUCUUGGAGGCAGCACCAAAGGGAAGCCUCUGCCAUCAGGUGAGGAGGAGCGCAAUAACGUCCUCAAGCAGAUGAAAGUGCGAACCACGCUGAAGGGGGACAAGAGCUGGAUCACCAAGCAGGAUGAAUCGGAGGGUCGCACCAUAGAGCUGCCCUCAGGUCGGAGUCGUGCCACAUCCUUUUCAUCAGCUGGGGAGGUUCCGAAGCCCAGGCCUCCGAGCACAAGGGCUCCGACUGGCUACAUCAUCCGGGGAGUGUUCACCAAGCCCAUAGACAGCUCUUCCCAGCCCCAGCAGCAGUUCCCCAAGGCCAACGGGACUCCAAAAAGUGCUGCCAGUCUGGUGAGAACAGCUAACCCUGGUCCUCCCCGCCCCUCCUCCUCUGGCUACAAGAUGACCACUGAGGAUUACAAGAAGCUGGCACCCUACAAUGUCAGGCGCAGCUCUACAUCAGGGGACACCGAGGAGGAGGAGGAGGUGCCUUUCUCCUCAGAUGAACAGAAGCGGAGGUCAGAGGCUGCAAGCAGUGUUCUGAGGAGAACAGCUCCCCGGGAGCACUCCUACGUCCUGUCGGCAGUCAAGAAGAGCACUGGUCCUACCCAGGAGACACAGGCGCCGUUUAUUGCGAAGAGGGUGGAGGUGGUGGAAGAGGACGGGCCUUCUGAGAAGAGCCAGGACCCAUCUGCUCUGGCAAGAUCCACUCCUGGCCCAAACAGUGCGGAUGAAGGCAGGACCAAAGCGUCUCAGGCAAUUUGGAUCGGGUGCCUGCCGAGUACGCCUAGCCCUGGUGGGAGCCAGGAGCUCAGGUCUUCCCCAGGCCACAAAGACAAGGAGGCCCCCUGCUCCAGAGAGUUCCAGAGGGACUUGGCUGGCGAGGAGGCUUUCAGGGGCCCCAACACAGACGCUGCAAGGUCAAGUGAACAGUUGAGUGAUGGCAACGUGGGAUCCGGAGCCACGGGCUCCUGGCCUGAAGGCUUGGCUGCAGUAGACAUCGGCUCUGAGAGAGGAAGCUCCAGUGCCACUUCAGUCUCUGAUGUCCCUGCUGAUAGGAAGAGCGACAGCACAGCAGCCCGGGAGGAUGCAAAGGCAGACCCAAAGAGGGCCUUGGCGGAUUAUGAGGAGAAGAAUGUGGCCACCAAGGUCGGAGAGGCCUGGCAGGAGAGGCCUGGAGCCCCAGGAGGUGGCCAAGGAGACCCAGCUGUACCCACUCAGCAACCUGCAGAUCCCAGCACCCCAGAGCGGCAGAACAGCCCCAGCGGAUCUGAGCAACUUGUCAGACGAGAGAGCUGUGCCAGCAGCGUGUUGGCUGAUUUUGAGGAGAAGAAUGUGGCCACCAAGGUCGGAGAGGCCUGGCAGGACAGGCCUGGAGCCCCAAGAGGUGGCCAAGGAGACCCAGCUGUACCCACUCAGCAACCUGCAGAUCCCAGCACCCCAGAGCAGCAGAACAGCGCCAGCGGAUCUGAGCAGUUUGUUGGACGAGAGAGCUGUGCCAGCAGGGUGAGGAGCCCCUCGAGCUGCGUGGUCACCGUUACUGUCACUGCCACUUCUGAGCAGCCUCACAUUUAUAUUCCAGCCCCCACAAGUGAAUUGGACUCCAGCUCUACCACCAAAGGGAUUCUCUUCGUGAAGGAGUACGUGAAUGCUAGUGAAGUGUCUUCUGGGAAGCCAGUAUCUGCACACUAUAGCAGUGUCAGCAGCAUUGAGGACUCAUUCGCCAUGGAGAAGAAGCCUCCAUGCGGCAGCACUCCAUACUCUGAGAGGACAACUGGAGGGAUCUGUACUUACUGCAACCGUGAGAUCCGAGACUGUCCAAAGAUUACCCUAGAACAUCUUGGCAUCUGCUGCCAUGAAUAUUGCUUUAAGUGUGGGAUUUGCAGUAAACCGAUGGGCAAUCUCCUGGAUCAGAUCUUCAUUCACCGUGACACCAUUCACUGUGGGAAAUGCUAUGAGAAGCUCUUCUAGCCCCCCCCGAUACCUAGGCUGAUCAGAAGCUGAUGACUCUGGACAAGUUUGGCUGUCCCCAGUUUUGCCCCAAGUUGCUGUCUCCCCUUCCCUCACCGCCUCCCACCCUGUUUGAUUUCUUCAUGCUUUUGCCCUUCUUAAGUUGAAGUUGCAUACAUCCAAUAUCGUAUCUUAAUGAUGCUAUGGUAAUUGCUUGUGUGUAUAGCUUCUCAUAGCUUAGAAAGCACUUUACAUCCAUGAUCUCAUUUCAGGCUCAACCAAACAGGAUCAAACAAGAAUUCCAUCUUGGCUUCCCUAAGACAGAUUAGCUUUCUAAUGAGUUUAGGUGGGUGGAAGUGUAGGGUUCAGUGUGUCCUGACUCCCUUGAGGCUUAUGAUGGGCCAAGUUGAAGACUGUUGAUGAUCCCUGAUGGGUAAAUUGCAGGCAUUGAAUGCUAGGGAUUGGCAUAGGCUAGUGUUUAGCUUGUCUAUUUGCCAUAUCUAUUUUUUUUAAAUUUCCAUAUACUUGUAAAAGUAGUUAGUUGCUUUUGAUUGACUUAUAUAGCAGUUUUUCAUUUUGUCUUCCACCUACCUUUCACUAUAUUUGAGUGUUCCCUUACAGGUAUGUUGGCAUGUGUUGGAAAAUUUACACAAUUAGGUUUAAAUUCAGUAGGAUAUGAUUUUAGGAUGCUACUGAUCAAAGUGAUAUCUGUGUCUGUUGGAAUCUAGAUAGUUGAUUAAUUUGCCCUCAAUUCUGCUCCCUGAACUUUACACAUAAAUCUUCCCAAGUGGGUGUUAGGGUGUGUAGAUCCCAGCAGGAUUAAGGAGGGGGAAAAGCAACUAACAUUUCUUGAGCCUGUACCACAUACCAGGCACUGUCACAAAGUGAUGGCAUUAAUCCCCAUGAUAAUCCUGUGAAGGCGAUAUUCUCAUCCCAUCUUAGAGAUGAGGAUAUUGGAACUCGGAGAGGUGGCCAUUGCAUUGUGCAGAACUCUACAGAGCCUGUGCUCUUCCCAGAGCAGCAGCCACAAAAGCAAGCAUUGAUUUUGUGCUCAGUGUGUGCCAAGCACUGUGCAGAGGGUACAUAGUUCCUGCCAGGUUAACACCCUCCCUUCAGGCCUCUCCAAGGCAUAGGCUUGCAAAGAGCAGAAGGUGUGAAAUCAUACUCUUCCUCUGGGCAUCCUGGAUCCCUGAAUUAUCCCCACCUCUCAAGAAGUACUUCAAGGGUCAAGCUGCCCCUUUCCCUCCCCUCCACCCAUGAAAAUGCCUCCAAACUGAGAUGCUUUCAGCUGAGAACAGAUUUGACUCAUAGGCAUUACCAAAGAGGAGCUUGUGAAUCCAGGAAAAGCUCCAGGGGGCUAGCUUAUCUGAGCAGAGAGCUUUCAGUGACCCAUUUUCCUGUCUAGACUCUGCCUCAAGCUAGUGGCAACUGCUGGGGCCCCAGGUACUUGGGACAUGGAAACUCAUUGGAUGGCUGGGCAGAUGCAAAGCCUGUUCAUGCAGUCAGCCGACCCUCUGCUCAGGUUCAGCUGGACUCUGCCAUCUGUGGGCCCAGCAUCACUCUGUAAGUUCCUUGAAAGGAAGAACAACCUUAGAGUAUUUCUGAUAUAAAAUGAGGGCCUGUUCUCUUGAUUUAAUUAUAAAAUGUCUACGUCUUUCUCCAGUUUCUGAGCCUUAUGCACAUUGGCUUGUGGACUUGUUCUUCCUGCCAAAUGAUCAGAGAGGAACAUUCCAUUUAUUUGUAUCAGAUUUCCUCUGGAGGGCAUGUACCCACACUAAAUAGCAACUGCUCUUCCUCAACUGUAGUCCCCAACAUCAGACUUGGCACGUGGUGGACACUAACACACAGUUACUAAAUGAAUGAGUGAAGGGAAGAAAAGUCACCCCGUUGGUGAGAGGUGCUAUCCCUGAGUCUCAGAGCAGGCCCAGUGGAUGAAAGGCAAGGUAAAGAGGCCCAAGAUAGGCUGGCUUCCCCCAUUCAAGGUAUAGUAUGCCUUUAAGGGAGUUUUAGAACCAACAUGCAAGAUAUGCAAAGAAAUCCUGCAAGAGCAUUAUUGACUUAGACCCAAAACAGCCUCUCUCAUGUCUAAAAAGGCACAGCAUUUUGCAAAUCUGAGGAAGAGGGAUGGUUGCAUUACAUUUUUGCUUCUUUUUAAUUGCUUAGUGUUUCUAAUCAUACUUAAUCCAUAUUAAUGUGCACAAUUAUAAUAAAUGGUAAGAUAUUACAUG